Molecule: messenger RNA, 5596 nt
Organism: Ipomoea triloba (trilobed morning glory)
Lineage: Eukaryota; Viridiplantae; Streptophyta; Magnoliopsida; Solanales; Convolvulaceae
Product: DNA glycosylase/AP lyase ROS1-like
Exons: 22
Coding region: 172-5349 (1725 amino acids)
Biological process (GO): base-excision repair
Molecular function (GO): DNA N-glycosylase activity; 4 iron, 4 sulfur cluster binding; DNA demethylase activity
Source: RefSeq, a predicted model, not a curated record
UCAAACACUGCUCGAGAGAGUGUGCUAGAGAGAGACAGACAGAAUACUGAUCACGUUUUCCAGUUUUGGCUUUGCAUUUUUCGGAAAUUUUGUUUUUGCUGGAUCAUCAUCUCUCUGAUCAGUCUUCAAAUUGCUUAUUGAGUGGCGAUUUUUGGUUCCGAGGUGAUAGAGAUGGAGCAGGAAUUGCUCUACGGGCCAGGGUUGAACCCUAAACGUAGGGUUUUUGGUGAAUGGGAGCCUGCAUUUGGUUGUGGUGGGGCGAACGCCUGUCCUUCUCAGGGAGGUUUUGCUGCCGGCGAGUGCAGUGGUGAUGGAUUAGGGAUGAAUGUCGGUUUUGGUGAAAAUUCAGGAAAUUGUGGUGUUGGAGACCCGGAGAAGAUGAGUUUUAUGGAGCUAUUGGGCUUGGCCGCUUCUGGAGCAGCUAUACCAGCAGGAGCAACACCGGCGAAGAAUUCUGGUCGCAUUCCCGAUGAUAAUGGAAUUAGUGUUCCUCCAACUCCAAUGGAAAAGGAACAGAUUUCAAGGAAGACGAAAGUGAAAACCCCACGGCAACCAAAAGUUAAGAGAAAAAAACACAGACCCAAAAUUUUUGAUGAGAGCAAACCCAAAAGGGUCCCAAAAUCUACUCCUAAAAGGGAAAAUGGGAAGAGGAAAUAUGCUAGAAGAAGCAGCACCGGGCAGCCACCUGGUUCACCUAUGAGGUCAGAAAUGGUUGUUGAGACUUCACUUAAUCCUGAAACUCCUGGGUCUUUAGUUGAAGGAAGGAAGAGGAAGUGUACACUCAAGGCAUCUAAACACCCAUUGAAAUCAUGUAAACGAGGCAUCAAUUUUGAUCCCAGUGUAGAAGAUGAUACUGAUGUAGAGACAGUUAAUAAUACUGCAGAAGAGCAAAUAAAUAAAUCCGGUGAUUGCAGCAUCGAAUUCUAUGCAAAUUCAUCUCAGUAUGUUGAUCAUAAGGCCCUGGAGUUGGAAAAUAAGACAGCUAACAUUUAUGCUACCAGCAUCAUUAGUGCAGAUACUACCAGCAUCAUUAGUGCAGAUACUACCAGCAUCAUUAGUGCAGAUACUACCAGCAUCAUUAGUGCAGAUACUACCAGCAUCAUUAGUGCAGAGAAUAAUUUGUAUGAAAAGAGGCUGACCGUAGGCAAUAACAGUGUCGAAUCAUUGAAACCAGUACAAUCAAGCCCCAACCAUGGAUGCAAGGAAAGUAUGGAUGUCAUGAAUCACAAUUCGGGUCAGACUAACACUUUGCAGGUUUACCAGAGGACAUUCCAGGUUUACCGGAGGAAAUUCCGAGCGAAUGAAAUUAUAAAGAAUAGUAGAAAGUUAGGACCGAAUUGUCCUAAAUUUGCUAAGAAAAAGAGGAGCAAGAGACGGAGUGCAAAUAAGUACAAUUUCUGGCUUCUGGAGGAGGGUAGGGAACAGAUGGUUAUAGCUCCCAAAUAUGCCUUGCGCAGCAAGAAGAAAUAUUUAGACUUGGAUGUCAACAACUCUAUUCUUCCAGGGCUACCUAAGAGUCAAAUUAAAGCUGCUAUUGCUGAUCCAAAAUCCUUCAUAUGUUUAUACAGUUUGUUUCCAUUAGUGAAAUCUGAAAGGAAAAGAUCCAAAAGGUUCUCUCAAAGUAACUUAUCACAUUCAUCAGUGACACAUUCUGACAUGGGAAAGAAAAACAGCAAUUUGGAAUUCCUCUGCCAUGCUUUGGAUUCAAUUCCUAAAGGGAAAAGGUCCAAGAACUUAAUGCGAAGGCAGGGCUUACCAUCCUCAAGUACUAUUACUCACAACAGCCCGGAUAAUAUUAAGCUCGAAGCUCCUGCAGAAAUUCCUGCUUACCCCCCACAAUGGGUAGUACAACCUCAUGGAUAUGAUAAUUUCAUGGAAAAAGAUAGAAGGCUACUUGAUACUGCCAUCAUACCCACCGAGAGUUCUCAUGCUAAAGUGGAACUUAGGUUUCAUCCUCCAUAUCCUAGAACUUCUCAGAGUACUUCUCCCCAACAUCAUAGAACUUCUCACCAACAUCCUAGAACUUCUCAGAGUACUUCUCACCAACAUCCUAUGACUUCUCAGAGUAUUUCUGACAUAACUUUGUUCCACCCGAUUGCUGCAGUACAUCCGCCACCCCCACGUCCUGGAGAGUCUCUUAAAGAAUAUCUUUGGAGUUCAAAUUCAAAAGUGGAGAUUAGGAUACAUCCCCCAUAUCCUCAUCCUGCUCCCCAAAGAUAUCUUUUGCCAAAUGCAGCGAGUACUUCUGGUUUACAGUCCAAAUAUAAAGUUGAAAAACAUCACCUCCGGCAUGGAACUACAAUGUCAAAAAGAAACAAUAUGCUUUCUGAUAUUGAGUUCUGUCGACAAGAUCAUUUUCCAAUUGCACAGGGUUCACUGGGUCAACUCUCAAAGCAUUUGAUGGAAAUUAUCCAGAAACUGCAGAGGCUACAAAUUAGUGAUGAACAUGGACAGCUGGUGGUGCGAGAUUUAAAUCUUCAUGGUGCAGUAAUUCCUUUCAACAAUAAAUUUGAUGGUGCAAUAAUUCCUUACAACAAUAAAGUUGAGAAGAAACGAAAAAUGCCCAAGGUUGAUCUAGACCCAGAAACACUAAGAAGGUGGAAUCUCCUAAUGGAGACAGAUGCUAGUGAAUUGCCUGAAGAUGAGGAUGAAAAAAAGAAAAAAGAUUGGGAGGAGCAGAAGGAAAUAUUCUGUAAUCGUCUAAAAGAAUUCAUUACUUGCAUGCAUGUUCUCCAAGGUGAUAGACGUUUCUCACCAUGGAAAGGAUCAGUAGUGGAUUCAGUUGUUGGAGUUUUCUUAACUCAAAAUGUAUCCGACUAUCUCUCCAGCAAUGCUUUUAUGUCUCUUGCUGCCAAAUACGGAGUAACAUCAACAUCUUGUGAUAUUCAAGUGGAUUCUCCAUGCAGUCAAGAAUCGACAUCAAAUCCUACCGGACCUAAUAACGUGCAGUCACAUGAAACUUUCAUCUCUUCUGCAGAGAAAGAGCCUGGUUCACUGGGGAAUGACAGAGUGGUGAAACAUCCUCCAGUAAAUCAUGAUUUUUGUUGUUCAUCCCCUGCUAAGAUCCACCUCCCUGAGGAGGUUGAUUUGGUUGAAUUGCCCGGUUUUCAAAGUGAAAAUGGCACAAGAUUAUGUGGUUGUGAAAGUGGGAUUAUCACAUCAAGCACAGAAAGAUUAGAAGAUAUGAAUGGGGCGCCAGAAAGAUUAGAAGAUAUGAAUGGGGCGCCUGUUCCUAAUGGCUGCACAUUCAAUGGGGCGCCUGUUCCUAAUGGCUGCACAUUCAACCUGGGGUUUGGAUGUGAUUGUGGAGAACCUGUAAAUAGAAACUGUGGAUCCAAGAGUGGUUGUGCUUGUGAGGAAAUGGCUAAAGCUUCAGCUAACUCAAACACAUUGCUCAAUGAGUUAGAAGUGGCAAUGGAAGAUAAUACUGUUUUGUUGAACAACACUCUUCUAGAAGAGAAUACCUCAUCUAAGUCUACAGAAAAGAAGGGUAAAGUGACAAAAAUGCCAAAACCCGAUGUUGACUGGGAAGAAUUAAGAAGAACCUACUAUAAUUCAAAUAGAACUCCAGGAACACUUUUGGAUUCAAUUGAUUGGAAUGCAGUUAGAUGUGCUCCUGUCGGAGAGGUUGCAAAAGUUAUCGAGACUCGAGGAAUGAAUAAUGUUCUUGCAGAAAAGAUUAAGGCCUUCCUUGAUCGAUUGGUUGAAGACCACGGCUCUAUUGACCUCGAAUGGCUAAAAGAUGUUCCACCUGAAAAAGCCAAGGAAUUUUUAUUGAGCAUAAGAGGGGUGGGUUUGAAGAGUACGGAGUGUGUGCGGCUUUUGACACUUGGUCAUCACGCUUUCCCUGUUGAUACAAAUAUUGCUCGUAUAGUAGUGCGACUGGGGUGGGUUCCUUUGGAACCACUGCCUGGCGAUCUUCAGAUACAUCUACUAGAACAGUACCCCCAAAUGGACUCCAUUCAAAAGUAUCUUUGGCCACGCCUUUGCACAUUGGAUAAAAAUAUAUUGUAUGUAUUGCAUUACCAGUUAAUCACCUUUGGAAAGGUUAUCUGUACAAAGAAGAACCCGAACUGUAAUGCAUGCCCAAUGAGAGCUGAGUGCAAGCACUUUGCUAGUGCAUUUGCGAGUUCUAGGCUUCGCCUUCGAGGAGCACCAGAGAAACGUGGAAUGUCAAAUUCACAGCCAAUGUUGCCUCACAUACCAGACAUUGAAGACUUCCCCUAUAAGUUCAAGGAUUCACAUAUAAGACAGCAACCUAGUGCACUUGCGAUUGAGAUAGCCUCUCAAGAUACUGAUCCUACUAGAGGACUUGUAAGAGACAUUGAAGACUUUCCUUAUGAGUUGGACAACAAGUAUGAGAUUUUAGCCUCUCAAGAUGCUGAUCCUACCGGAGGAUUUGUAAGAGACAUUGAAGAGUUUCCUUAUGAGUUGGACAACAAGGAUGAGAAAUCCUAUACUCAAACUUGUGAACCAAUUAUUGAAGUUCCAGCAUCUCUUGAACCUGAAUCUCAAACUUGUGAACCAAUUAUUGAAGUUCCAGCAUCCCCUGAACCUGAACCUGAAUCUACAGUAUCACUUGAAAGAGACAUCAGCAACAUUCUACAUGAGACCGAGGAUGAUGAUGAUGAGAUACCUCACAUCAAACUUGAUACUGAAGAAUUUAAAAGAAAUUUGAUGACUUUUUUGAAUCCAGAAUUUGAAGAUGAAGAAGUAUCAAAUGCCCUAGUUGCUUUGACUCCACAAGAUACUACAAUUCCAUCACCUAAAAUUAAGAGUGUUGAGCGGUUAAGGACAAGGCACCGAGUCUAUAUUGUUCCAGAUUCACAUCCACUGUUGAUUGGGUUUGAACGACGGGAACUUGAUGAUCCUUGUCCUUAUCUUCUCGCAAUUUGGCCACAAGAAUCUUUGAAUGUAAAGGAAAGCUGUUCACAAGAUUCAUUGAUAUGUAGUGGAGAUUUAGACUCAGCUUUUCAAGAAACAAAUAACCAGAUAGUUUGUGGAACAAUUUUGAUACCAUGUCGAACAGCAAACAAAGGAAGCUUUCCCCUUAAUGGAACAUAUUUUCAAGUCAAUGAGGUAUUUGCUGAUCAUGAAUCUAGUGUGUGCCCAAUAAAUAUUCCACGGAAAUGGAUAUGGAAUUUGACACAACGUUAUUUAUAUUGCGGGAGCACUGCAUCCGCAAUAGCUAGAGGUAUGGAGAUGAACGAGAUUCAACAUUGUUUUUGGAAUGGGUUUGUGUGUGUUAGAGCAUUUGACCGGCAAACACGGAACCCUAUACAUUUAUCAAAACGAUUCCAUGAACUCCCCAGUGUUGCUGGAAAGAAAAAAGUUCUCAAUGAUGAUUAAGGAUAAACAUUGUAAACUAUUCCUCUUACUUAUAGAGGAAAUCGGCUUGUUAAUUUGUUGUUAAUAUUUUAAACAUUUCACAUCCAGCCAUUCUUUUGGCACCAUUUAAAUUGCCUUAUUAAAUAUUUUCCUUAUUUCUAUUACCUUAGCAAACCUUUUUUAGAAAUGCCAUAUUGUUGUAAAUUUUAGAAUACUUCGAUGAUAUGCUCAAAAUUUAAUUUGAGUUAAUUCUAAAUUUACUCUCCAA